AUGCCUUUAAAAAAUAAGGAUAAUAAUAAUAGAGGACAUUCUAUUAUUUAUAAUUUAAGAAAAGGUACACCUAUUAAUGAAGAUACUGAAGAUGAUGGUAUUACAUAUGAACCUGGUACUAUAGAAAAAGUUAUUAAUAUUAUUUUAUGCCGUCCUGAUGCUAAUAAAAUUAAAUUAUCUGCUAAACCUGUUACUAUUUUUAAAUUGUUUCGAUAUGCAAAAACUGUUGAUAUUAUAUUAUUAACAAUUGGUUUAAUAACAACAAUAUUUUCUGGUGCAGCACAACCAGUUAUGUCUAUUUUGACAGGACGUCUUACAUCAGCAUUCAUUAUUUACCCACCAACAUCAUUAGAAUUCAGAAUUGCUGCAUAUGAAAAUGUAUAUAUAUUAUUAGGUAUUGGAGUAUUUGUUUUAACAAUAAAUUAUAUUCAAUAUAUGUGCUUCUCAACAGUAUGUAAUAGGAUUGUGGGACGGCUUCGUAAAGCAUAUAUGGCAUCAAUUUUACGCCAAAAUGCUGGAUGGUUUGAUAAAAAUCAAGCUGGUGUUUUAACAACAAGACUUAAUGAUAAUAUUGAUAGAAUAAAAGAAGGAUUAGGAGAUAAAUUAGGAUUAUUAUUACGUGGAUUUUUUAUGUAUCUAUCAGCUCUUAUAAUAGCAUUUUCAUAUGAAUGGAGAUUAGCAUUAAUGAUGUUAGGUGUUACACCAUUAUCAUGUAUUAUAAUGUCAUUAAUGUCACAAUUUAUUGGUAAUACAACAAAAAAAGAAUUAAUUAAUGUUGGGCAGGCUGGUGCUAUUGCUGAAGAAACUCUUUUAUCUAUAAAAACUGUACAAAGUUUUAAUGGACAGGAGGAAAGAAUUAAUAAAUAUAAAAAUGAAUUAAAAAAAACAGUUAAAUAUACAAUACUUAAUGGUGUUUGGAGUGGAUUAUUUGGUGGUAUAUUUUUUUUAAUGCUUUUUGUAUAUCUUGGGUGUGGUAUGUUAUAUGGAACAUAUCUUCUUAAAGUUGAAAUAUUUGAAACACCUGGUGAUAUUUUUACUGUUGUUAUGGGUAUGAUGUUAGGUGCAUACUUUCUUGGAUUAAUUUCACCACAUCUUAUGGUUAUUUUAAAUGCACGUGUUGCAGCAGCAGAGAUAUAUAAAACAAUUGAUAGAAUACCACCAAUAGAUUGUUAUUCAAAUAAUGGAAAAAUACUUACAAAUGUUGAAGGAAAAGUAGAAUUUAAAAAUGUUCAUUUUAGAUAUCCAACAAGAAAAGAACAUAAAAUAUUAAAUGGUAUAAAUAUAGUUAUUAAUCCUGGUGAAACAGUAGCAUUUGUUGGACAUUCAGGUUGUGGUAAAUCAACUUCUGUUGGUUUAUUAACAAGAUUAUAUGAAAUAGAAGAAGGUUCUAUAACUAUUGAUGGUAUUGAUAUAAAAAAUAUUAAUAUUGAAUGUUUAAGAAAUAUUAUUGGUAUUGUUCAACAAGAACCAAUAUUAUUUACAGCAACAUUAGCUGAAAAUAUUCAAAUGGGUAAUCCAAAUAUUAGUAGAGAAGAUAUGAUAAAAGUUUGUAGGAUGGCUAAUGCAACAGAAUUUAUUGAUAAACUUCCAGAUGGUUAUGAUACAUUAAUAGGUGAGGGUGGUGUACAAUUAUCUGGUGGUAUGAAACAACGUAUUGCUAUUGCAAGAACAUUAGCAAGAAAUCCUAAAAUAUUAUUAUUAGAUGAGGCAACAAGUGCAUUAGAUACAAAAUCUGAAUCAAUUGUUCAAAGUGCUUUAAAUAAUGCUGCAAUUGGAAGAAGUUCAAUUAUUAUUGCUCAUAGAUUAUCAACAAUAAAAAAUGCUGAUAAAAUUGUUGUUUUUGAUAAAGGAAAUAUUAUUGAACAAGGUACACAUAAUGAAUUAAUAACUAUGGGUGGAAAAUAUUCAGAAUUAGUUAAAGCACAACAAUUUGAUACAACAGAAAAUGAUGAUGAAGAUGAUAAUAAUAAAGAUGAUAAAGUAUCAUCAAAUUAUGAUAUUAAAUCAAUAACAUCAAAUCAUGAUUGUAAAUAUUGUAAUAAAUGUAGAAAAGAAAUAUUUUCAAGAAGAUCAAGUGUACUUAGUGGUAGAGAAGUUUUUAUUAGAGGAACAAAAUUUGAUUCAAGUUUUGGUGAAUCAAAUCAUAAAAUGUCUCAAUUAGGUAUAACAGAUUUAGGUUUUACUCCAACUGAAGCAUUUAAAAAUUUAAUGAUUAUUAAUGAGAAUGAUGAAAGAAAAAAAGAACAAUCAGCUAAUAUAUUAACAAUUUAUAAAAAUGCAUCAGAAUAUUAUUGUAUUAUUUUUUUUGGAUUUAUUAUUGCUGCUAUUCGUGGAUUUGAACUUCCAGCAGUUGCUAUACUUUUUUCAUAUAUUUUUAAAAUUUUAGAAAAUGUUAAAGAUAAAGAUUUAGUUAAAAAAAUGGCUUUUGUAAUAUUAUGGUAUGGUAUUGUUGGAGUAGGUACAUGUCUUUUUCAAUUAUUAUCAUCAAUAAUUUUUUCUUAUUGUUCCUCAAAAAUAACACUUAAAUAUAGGAUAGCUGCUUUUAGAAAUAUUUUAUAUCAAGAUGGAUCAUUUUUUGAUCAAAAAAUUAACUCACCUGGAGAAUUAAUUACCCGUUUAGCAACAGAUGUUCCUAAUAUACGUUCAGUAUUAGAUGGAAGAAUUUUACAAAUAAUAUAUGCAUUGUCAGCUGUUAUUACAUGUAUAGCAAUGUCAUUUAUAUAUUCAUGGGAAGUUAGUACACUUGGAACAGGGCUAAUUAUAGUAUUAGGAGUUACCCAAACAUACUUAGCAUAUACAAUACAUAAAAAAAAUAUAGAAAGUGUUAAAAAAGAUGAGGCUGGAAAAAUUGCUAUUGAAGCUAUUGAAAAUAUUAAAACAGUUCAAUUAUUAACAAGAUCAAAAUAUUUUGUUACUGAAUAUGCUAAUGCUAUUAGUUUAAAUAAAGAUCUUGAUUUUUCUAAAUCAAAAUAUGAAGCAGUUAAUUUUGCUUUAUCACAAACAUUUCAAUAUAUUGUUUUUACAGCUGGGUUUGCUGUAGCUAUUCAUGUUAUUAAUAUUGGUAAUAAAACACCAAGUGAAACAUUUCAAAGUCUUUUAUUUAUGCUUCUUGGUGCUGUAAGUAUUAUGAAUGCCUCAACAUAUUUUCCUGAAAUGAUAAAAGCAAACUCAGCUGCAAAGACACUUUUUAAAUUAAUAAAACAAAAAAGUGGAACUGGUGAUUUAAUGGAAGGUGAUCAACAUAAUGUUAAUGGUGAUAUAACAUUUUCAAAUAUUAUUUUUACUUAUCCAACAAGAAAAGAUCAACUUGUAAUGAAUGGAUUAUCUUUUGAGGUUAAAAGAGGGCAAACUAUUGCUAUUGUUGGUCCUUCUGGAUCUGGUAAAAGUACAACAAUAGCAAUGUUAGAAAGAUUUUAUGAUCCAAUGUAUGGUGAUAUAAAAAUUGAUAAAAAAGAUUUAAGGUCAUUAUCAUUAUAUCAUCUUCGUAAACAAAUGGCAUUAGUUGGUCAAGAACCAAGAUUAUUUUCUGGAACAAUAAAAGAAAAUAUAUGUUUUGGUUUAAAAAAUGUUUCUAUUGAUAAAAUUAAUGAAGCAUUAGAAAUAGCAAAUUGUAAAAAUUUUAUUUCUCUCUUACCAGAUGGAAUUGAUACAGAAGUUGGUGAAAAAGGUUCAAAAUUAUCAGGGGGUCAAAAACAAAGAAUAGCUAUAGCUAGAGCAUUAGUACGUGAUCCAAAAAUUUUGUUACUUGAUGAAGCAACAUCUGCUCUAGAUUCAGAAUCAGAAAAAGCUGUACAAGAAGCUUUAGAUAAAGCUAGACAAAAUAGGACAUGUAUUACCAUAUGCCAUCGAUUAUCAAGUAUAGUAGAUUCAGAUUUAAUAAUAUAUGUCUCAGAUGGUAAAGUUCGUGAGUCAGGUAAACAUAUGGAAUUAAUUAAAAAAAAAGGAUAUUAUUAUGAAUUAUUAAAACAACAAAAUAUAUAA
Strongyloides ratti is the source of this 3981-nucleotide messenger RNA. Its product is annotated as LP14331p. Gene Ontology annotation, molecular function: ATP hydrolysis activity; ATP binding; ABC-type transporter activity. The record is from RefSeq and is a predicted model, not a curated record. Bases 1 to 3981 code for a protein of 1326 amino acids. Gene Ontology annotation, biological process: transmembrane transport. The transcript is spliced from 4 exons. Lineage: Eukaryota; Metazoa; Nematoda; Chromadorea; Rhabditida; Strongyloididae. Gene Ontology annotation, cellular component: membrane.